This is a messenger RNA of Mirounga angustirostris (Northern elephant seal), 3959 nucleotides long. It is a transcript of the gene EHHADH, whose product is annotated as enoyl-CoA hydratase and 3-hydroxyacyl CoA dehydrogenase. Gene Ontology annotation, biological process: fatty acid beta-oxidation. The coding region runs from base 121 to 2292 and encodes 723 amino acids. NCBI's taxonomy places the organism in Eukaryota, Metazoa, Chordata, Mammalia, Carnivora, Phocidae. Gene Ontology annotation, cellular component: peroxisome. The record is from RefSeq and is a predicted model, not a curated record. Gene Ontology annotation, molecular function: NAD+ binding; (3S)-3-hydroxyacyl-CoA dehydrogenase (NAD+) activity. The transcript is spliced from 7 exons.
GCGGUGCCGGGCUCGCAUUGGCCCAGCGGGCGCUCCUCCUCUCGGGGUCGGCCCCACGCGGGGGGAACGCGCCAUCGCCUAGCGGCGGGAGGCGGAGGCGACCUUCGCGACCGAGAAGACAUGGCCGAGUACACGCGGCUGCGGAACUGCUUGGCGCUGAUCCGCCUCCGAAACCCGCCGGUCAACGCCAUCAGUACGGCUGUACUCCAUGGAAUACGAGAGGGACUGCAGAAAGCUGUAACAGACCAUACAGUAAAAGCCAUUGUGAUUUGUGGAGCGGAUGGCAAAUUCUCUGCAGGUGCUGAUAUCCACAGCUUCGGGACACCUAGAAAGUCUGACUUCGUACUGGGACAUGUAGUAGAUGAAAUACAGAGAAAUGAGAAGCCUGUGGUGGCAGCUAUUCAAGGCCUGGCUUUAGGAGGGGGACUGGAGCUGGCCCUGGGCUGUCACUAUAGGAUUGCCCACGCAGAGGCUCAAAUUGGCUUCCCAGAAGUCACAUUGGGAAUCCUUCCUGGUGCAAGAGGAACCCAGCUUCUCCCCAGACUCAUUGGAGUUCCUGCUGCACUUGACUUAAUUACCUCAGGAAGACAUGUUUUGGCAGAUGAAGCCCUCAAGCUGGGUAUUCUAGAUGAAAUUGUGAACUCAGACCCGGUUGAAGAAGCAAUCAAAUUAGCCCAGAGAAUUUCUGAUCAGCCUUUAGAAUCCCGUAGACUCUGCAACAAGCCAAUUCAGAGCUUGUCCAACAUGGACAGCAUUUUCAGUGAAGCCCUUCUGAAGAUGCGGAAGCAGCAUCCUGGGUGCCUUUCUCAGGAGACGUGUGUCCGUGCAGUCCAGGCUGCCGUCCAGUAUCCCUAUGAAGUGGGCAUCAAGAAGGAGGAGGAGUUGUUCAUGUACCUUCAGAAAUCAGGGCAGGCUAGAGCCCUGCAAUAUGUUUUCUUUGCGGAGAGGAAUGCCAGUAAGUGGUCAACCCCCUCGGGAGCAUCCUGGAAAACAGCAACGGCACAGCCCAUCUCCUCGGUUGGCGUUGUCGGCUUGGGAACAAUGGGCCGGGGCAUUGUCAUUUCUCUUGCGAAGGCCAAGAUCCCCGUGAUUGCUAUGGACUCGGACAAGAAGCAGCUAGAGACUGCCGAUAAGAUAAUAACCUCCCUCCUGGAAAAAGAAGCAUCCAAAAUGCAGCAUAACAGCCACCCUUGGUUAGGACCCAAACCCAGGUUAACUGCAUCUAUGAAGGAGCUUGGUGGUGUGGAUUUAGUCAUUGAAGCAGUAUUUGAGGAAAUUAACCUGAAGAAGCAGGUCUUUGCUGAACUGUCAGCUGUGUGCAAGCCAGAAGCUUUUCUGUGCACCAAUACUUCAGCCUUGGACAUUGAUGAGAUUGCUUCUUCCACUCAUCGCCCUCACUUGGUCAUUGGCACUCACUUCUUCUCACCAGCUCAUGUGAUGAAGUUGUUAGAGAUUAUUCCCAGCCAGUACUCUUCCCCCACUACCAUUGCCACAGUUAUGAAUUUAGCAAAAAAGAUUAAAAAAAUUGGAGUAGUUGUAGGUAACUGUUUUGGAUUUGUUGGCAAUCGAAUGUUGAAACCUUAUUACAAUCAGACGUAUUUCUUGUUAGAAGAAGGCAGUAAGCCAGAGGAGAUUGAUCAGGUGCUGGAAGAGUUUGGUUUCAAAAUGGGACCUUUUAGAGUGUCAGAUCUUGCUGGAUUGGAUGUGGGUUGGAAAUCUCGACAAGGGCAAGGUCUUACUGGACCUAUGUUGCCUUUAGGAACUCCUGCCCGAAAGCGAGGCAAUGGGAGAUACUGCCCAAUUCCUGAUAUGCUCUGUGAAUCAGGACGAUUUGGCCAGAAGACAGGUAAGGGUUGGUACCAAUAUGAUAAGCCAUUGGGUAGGAUUCACAAACCUGACCCCUGGCUUUCUGAAUUUCUGUCACAGUACAGAGAAACGUAUCACAUUGAGGCACGUAUCAUUAGCCAGGAUGAGAUCCUUGAGCGCUGCUUAUAUUCACUCAUCAACGAAGCAUUCCGUAUCUUGGGAGAAAGGAUGGCUGGUACUCCAGAGCACAUCGAUGUUGUCUAUUUACACGGGUAUGGAUGGCCAAGGCACAGGGGUGGGCCCAUGUUCUACGCCUCCACAGUUGGGUUGCCCACAGUGCUAGAGAAGUUGCAAAAAUAUUACAGGCAGAAUCCUGAUAUUCCACAACUAGAGCCUUGUGACUACCUGAAAAAAUUGGCUUCCCUGGGCAAUCCUCCUCUGAAAGAAUGGCAAAGCUUAGCAGGACCCCCUAACGGUAGAUUAUGAUUCAGCCUUCCAGGUUAUGCCUCAUGGAAUUUCAUUGAUAUUAAAUCCAAAGAUCCAAAAUAAGAUUGCUCUGAAAUACAAAGCAGAAGAAAUAAGUGGUUGGCUAAACCUUCUCUUUGGGUCUUCUGUCUGAUUAUUCUAAUGGGUCAAAUCUUUAGGAAUGUGCUUCCUAUGCCUCUGAGUCUGUCUUUAUCAGAUAAAUCAUUUUGAUCCCAGUGAAUAAACUUGUAUUAAUACCGUAAUAGCUAAGGAGAGAGACUCAGGAUUAAGUUGAGGUUUCCAAGUGCUUUGAUCAUUGGAGAUGUAUGUCAACAAUUAAUCACUGAUAAAUGCCACUAAGCCACAAAUUCAUUCUGACCCCUUUUCACCUCACACACACGGCCCUGAUAGGAAAUCUUAUGGGUCCUCUACUCAACAAACAUUCACUGUGCACCUCCUGAGCAUUUUGCCCAGCACUUGGCAAACCCAGAGUCUAGAGGGGCAUUAAUUCAGCGGGGAAAGCUGUGAUGAAGCUUAGGCCAUAGUCUCAGAGGUGCAGUGGAGAUAGUUGGCAGGGCCGAGUCAGCAGGGAGGGUCUCUGUGAGUACAGAACAUCACCCACGGGGAGGCGGAAGGAGUAACCAGAAAGAAAGGCAGGGUGUCAAAGGUAUAACAGUGCUAAUGUUAUAGGCAGAACCCAGGUGGGAAGUAGUGAGGGCGUCAAGUGCUUCAGACUAGAAUGGGGAACUCAGAGUAGCUUGGCAGCUCAUACUUGGCGUAUGACUUCUGUCCACAGAGCGGUUACAUAUGCACAGUCUUGCUUGCUGCUCGCAAGGGGCUCAGUAAUGUUUGUUGAUAACUUCCUGGGGACCAGGUGAUGUCUAUCAUUCUUUUCUAUGCAUGGAGAAGUAACAGAAAGUAGCAAUUGUUGACUUCAUGUAGGAAGGGAUCUUAUCUUAGAAAACAUGUCUAACCUCCUCUGAUUCUAUGAUAGAGUCAUGAUGCCAGUCUCUCUGUCAUGAUGAGCCUCUGUGAUGCUGGGUAUGGAAAUUGUUGAAUCUUGGAAAGUCUGAAAUUACUGCAAAACAGAUUCUGUAUAGUUUUGUUAUAAGAGUUCUUCUCUUUUUACUUUUUUGUGGGGUUAAAAGUUGAGGGGCUGGUCAACACGAAAACUGGUCCACGAGUGUUUAUAGCAGUAUUGUUCAUAAUAGCCCCAAAUUGGAAACAACCUAAAGCUCCAUCAACAGAUGAAUGGAUAAACAAAGUGUGGAAUAGUCAUAGGGUAGAAUAUUUGGCCAUAGAACGAAAUAAAGUAAGCAUAGAUACAUGCUAUGACAUGACGAGCCUUCAAAAUACUAUGCUAAAUCAAAGACGCCAAUCACAAAAGGCCAUAUGUUGUAUGGACAUUUAUGUGAAAUAAAAUAGGCAAAUCUAUAAAGACAGAAAGCAGAUCAGAGGAUGCCUAAGGCUGGAAUCAUUAGGAGCUAGGGAAUGAGGAGGGACCUAAUGAGGACAGGUUUCUUUUUGGGUUGAUGAAAAUGUUCUGAAAUUAUUGUGGUGAUGGUUACAUAACUCCGUGAAUCUACUAAAAACCAUUGAGUUGUGUAAUUUUAAAUGGGUGAAUUGUAUGGUAUGUGAAUUAUAACUCAGAAUUGUCAAUAAAUAAGCAAAUAAACAGAUGGGCUCAA